AUGAAGUUGAUCAAACAACCCAUAUCGCUAAGCGUUAGCAAUAUUAAUAUUGAUCACUCUGCUCACAAGAUCAAACAUAGCAUUCUUUUACCAAAUACCAUUCGCUGUAUAAUAUGCGGUCCCUCUAAUUGCGGUAAAACAAACGUUGUAAUAAGUUUAUUGUUGCAUGAAAAUGGGCUUAAAUUUCAAAAUCUUUACUUGUAUUCAAAAACUAACUAUCAACCAAAAUAUCGUUUUUUACGAGAAGUAAUUAAGAGAGUACCUAAUAUUUCAUUUUAUGAGUUCAAUGAUAACAAAGACGUUAUAGGUCCAAGUGAAGCUUUAAACAAUUCUGUAUUUAUUUUUGAUGAUGUUGCUUGUGAAAAUCAAAUCAACAUUCGUAAUUAUUUUUCUAUGGGCAGGCAUAAGCAAAUCGAUUACUUUUAUUUAUCUCAGACCUACUCAAAAAUUCCGAAACAAUUGCUACGAGACAAUGGCAAUUUUAUUAUAAUAUUUAAACAAGAUGAUGUGAACUUAAAACAUAUUUAUGAAGAACAUGUUAGUUCUGAUAUGUCAUGGAAUCAAUUUAAAAAUAUUUGUAAUAUAGUUUGGAGUAAGCCGUAUAAUUUUGUUUGUAUUAACAAAGACUCACCGUUAAACAAUGGCAGGUAUAGAAAGAAUUUUGAUAUUUUUUUUAACCUAGAGUAA
Parnassius mnemosyne (clouded apollo) is the source of this 687-nucleotide messenger RNA. The record is from the annotation of a GenBank genome assembly. Lineage: Eukaryota; Metazoa; Arthropoda; Insecta; Lepidoptera; Papilionidae.